This is a messenger RNA of Polistes dominula (European paper wasp), 1030 nucleotides long. RefSeq names its product EF-hand domain-containing protein D2 homolog Swip-1 (gene Swip-1). The record is from RefSeq and is a predicted model, not a curated record. Lineage: Eukaryota; Metazoa; Arthropoda; Insecta; Hymenoptera; Vespidae. Gene Ontology annotation, molecular function: calcium ion binding.
CUCUCUAUCUAUCUAACUAACUUUUUCUCUCUUUCUAUUUUUCUGUUCCUUUUCUAUCUCUUUCUCUCCUAUUUGACUGUCGUCCUAUGUAAUUUGACAGAACAAUUUAGCGAGGAUUUAACAAACAUCCAAGGAUCUUACGUUGGGUUACGUUAUUAUUUACCUUCACGUAAACGUUCAAACGAAUUAGAAGAAGAAGAAGAAGAAGAAUAAGAAGAAAAAUCUCUCUUUGGUGUUAUUACCUGUCUACUAUAAACGUAAAAACAUCAUCGUUUCAAAGGACAUCAAAAUAUAGAAAGAAAAAUUUAUAUUUUUAUAUUCCAUUUGAAGAGAGGGGAAAGAUUCAAGAAUCAUCGUGAUUUAAAUUAAAAAAAAAAAAAAAACAAACAACAACAACAAGAAAAGAAAAGAAAAGAAAUGUCUGUGGAUCCUGAGCUCAGUAACAUUCUUAGCAGGAGGCAACGGAUCAACGAGGAUCUCGAUGAGGGUAAAGAAGUGAAGAAACAAUACAGAUUUGUUAACGUAUAUACCGAAUUCCAUGAACUAUCUCGCAGGGAGAUCAAACGAUACGAACAAACCUUCAACAGAUUUGACGACGGACACGAUGGUUAUCUCGAUUUAAAUGAAUUGAAACGCAUGAUGGAAGUUUUAGGAGCACCUCAAACUCAUCUCGGUUUAAAGGCAAUGAUACACGAGGUUGACGAAGAUGGUGAUGGACGUAUAUCCUUUCGCGAGUUUCUCCUAAUCUAUCGUAAAGCACAUGCUGGUGAAUUGGAACAGGAUUCUGGAUUAGGACAAUUGGCUCGUCUGACCGAGGUUGACGUGGAUGAGGUCGGUGUAUCUGGUGCCAAAAACUUUUUCGAAGCUAAGAUUGAACAGCUUCGUAAAUCAAGUAAAUUUGAAGACGAAAUUCGUAUGGAACAAGAGGAAAGAAAACGUGAAGAAGCCGAAAGGGCAGAAAGACGCGCACAGUUUAGGGAAAAAGCUGCGAUAUUUAGUAAUAAUUAAGAAAAAAAAAAAAAAAAGAGAA